Messenger RNA from Bufo bufo (common toad), 3561 nucleotides. It is a transcript of the gene MSANTD3, whose product is annotated as Myb/SANT DNA binding domain containing 3. Lineage: Eukaryota; Metazoa; Chordata; Amphibia; Anura; Bufonidae. The coding region runs from base 600 to 1712 and encodes 370 amino acids. The record is from RefSeq and is a predicted model, not a curated record. The transcript is spliced from 6 exons.
AGUGGGGGUCCUCUCCAGCGUCUGGGUGUUCUAGAUGUGGGAUUUCUAGGAGAUGUGCUGCCCCUCCACUAUGGAGCACUGACUCCACCACAUCCCUGCACUCCCCUCCAGCUCAUCCAGUCCGCCUCUUCCACUCCGCAGCUGGCAGCACUGGGAGGAAGGCCUUUUGCAUGCACUCAGGUUGAAGAGCCUCAAAUGGCAGGGAAAUUAUCUGGCUCUGGAGGAAGGGCUGCUUUUGUCCUUUGUUCUGAUCAGGAGCAGCCAUAACAAUUCCAGAGCGGGCCAGGCGCGACAUUAACGACGGCGACCAGUGUGAGACUAAUGGUGAGCAGCCCCCGGAGCGUCUCCUUUCAGGGGGCAGCAGAGGCUCUUUGUCCGGGCAAGGCUUAGACUGACGGCCCCAAGCAGCCAGCUUCUCGCCGGGCCGAGGAGGACACGCUCAGACCAGUCCCGAUGCUUGGUGUAUUGAGAGAUAUAACAAAUUGGUUGAAAAUGUCCACAGAUUCUGGAAGUGCUAUAACAAUGCAAUGGGAAUUUACUGUAUAGUGCAUGAUGUGAAGAUGGCAUAUGAACGUCACUUUCCACAUUUAGAAAAAUAGAUGUUUGCAGUACCGUGGAAAAUGCAAAAUAACGAAGUGCUGAAACCAGCCAAGUACUUUUCUGAGCUGGAGAAGAAUGUCCUCUUGGCCCUGGUGGAGAAAUACAAAUACGUACUGGAGUGUAAGAAAAGUGAUGCUCGGACUAUUGCUCUGAAGCAGCGCACUUGGCAAGCAUUAGCCCACGAGUACAAUUCACAACCCAAUGUAUCUCUGAGGGAUUUCAAACAAUUAAAAAAAUGCUGGGAGAAUAUCAAGGCAAGGACCAGAAAGAUAAUGGCCCACGAGAGAAGAGAAAAAGUCAUGCGAUGUGGGCUUGCUUCCAACAGCAUAAAAGAAAAGGUAGCAAGUAUGAUUCCAGAGCAGAUCUACUAUGUACAAACCCAGUCUGAAGAGGAAUCUCAAUAUAAUCAUGACUCUUCCAAUCCAGACAUGGACUGCAACAAGAAAGUUAAUCUCUUAGAUCUGGAGCUUCUUAUUGAUGAACAAGGAAAAAUCCAGACCAAACCAUAUAACAAAGCACCUGAAACAGACUCAUUGUGUGGGGAGGGUUCGCCAUCCAGCUCAGUAGAAAAAGCUUUCCACAAAGGAGACCUAGAAAUCCUCAUUGACGAACAGGGAAAAAUCCAGACAGAACCAAUAAGGAAUGUCUCUGCCACUGACGCAGUACGUGCAGAAGGAACUUCCCCAAAAAGUAUAAAAAAAGAAUCCUUUAUUAUCCGCGACAGAGACCUAUAUUCACCAGAAAAGUCUAAUAUUGUGAACAUGCAGAAAUGUCAAGGAAAUUUGGCAUCACCUUCCUGUUCCACUGCAAGAAUAACGGGUAACAGGACCUAUAGAAGCAAACCACCCCAGAAUGGCAUUCUGACAAAGAUGCAUGAGGAAGAGCAUCAUCAGCAGAUGUCUAUCCUCCAACUGCAGUUAAUUCAGAUGAAUGAGGUGCAUGUGGCUAAAGUGCAACAGAUAGAGCGUGAAUGUGAAAUGGCCGAGGUGGAACACCGAAUAAAGAUGGAGAUCCUGAACAAAAAGAAAAUGUACUGGGAGAGGAAACUGCAAACUAUUACAAAAGAGUGGCCAGUAGCAUCAUUCAACAGACCGUUCCCAAACUCUCCUUGAAUCAUAACCCUUGUAAGUGUUCAAAAGAUACUUGGGGGAAACACUGGCAGCAGCACUGUACAUGGCUCAACCAUCACGAUGACUAUCAGUAGGCCCAAACACUGGCAACAGUUUCUGUGUAGGAAAAUAGUUUAUAUAUAUGUGUGUAUAUAUAUAUAUAUAUAUAUAUAUAUAUAUAUAUAUAUAUAUAUAUAUAUAAUACGGGAGCAAGAUGUUUUGCUUUUAGUAGUAAUAAAAACAUAACAUGCAUAUGGCCUGUCUGCUGUAACACAAAGCUUAUGACGACAUAAGCUGGAAAGUAUGGUCUUUCUUCCCACAGACUAUUUUUUUAUUUUACAAACAUCAAGUUCACUUUUUAUUAUGUUGUGUGUAUUGUUUGUUUGCUGGAUUUCUUUGGUACAUUAUUUGGAUAAUAUAUGGAUAAUUGCUAUCCAUUUAUGAAUCUGUGAAAAUUGUGUAAUUUGGAACCAAAAUGACCACAGUUCUUCUGGAUGAGACCAAAAUGUAAUGCAAGAGUAGUUUGAAGUAUUGAUGAUGGAGAGUGAUGUGGCUGUUAUUUCUCACAUCCACUGUAAUGUUUACUCAGUCCUCCACUGUAAUGGGUCUAAGGUUAUCCAGGUAUUGAAGAGGCCAAAGGUACAAAAAAACCAUUGUGUCUUAUUUAUAUCAUAUUAUCUAACUGAUAAAUCAGGGUUGCGGUGAACCUUGACUGAAACACACUACCAUUUAAGCACAAAUAAAGAUGAGUGCUGGACACCCUUGUGUGUAACUACACUAAACUUUCCACUGCUACUCAUCUAUUACUGGCAGUAUUUAUGUAAUUGAAAAUAGGAAUGUGUUGAAUACCCAGCGGUGCUCUGACUUCAUUUUCUAUACUCUUAAUAUACCUACUUAUGUACUAGAGUGAACAACCUCUUGGCUCCAUUUGGGGAGAAAAAGUAAUUUUCCCGGGCACUCAAAAAGUAAAUGAAAAUGGUAGAAAAUCGGAUAAAAGUAAUGUUAAAACCCGACUUUGUAGUAUUGGACUAAAGGUGGCCAUACACAUUAGCCAGAACUAGGUUGAUGGUUGAACAAACAUUUCUCUGAAACAACCAUACCCAUUUUACUCCAUAUUGGCCAUAGUGGUUAAAACUGGCCAUACAUAUUGAAUUCAACUGAACGAAUGAUCUUUCUGGGAAAGUCCUUACCAAGAAAGAUCUUUUAGGCCAGGUUCACACUUCAGUUAUUUGGUCAGUUAUUUAUUUUAGUUAUUGUGAACCAAAACGAGUAGUAAUGCCUACUCGGAGAUCAGGUCUGAUGUAAAGAUUUUCAUCUCUUCUGUCUUUUUGGCUGCCACUAGUUUGGGCUAACAAUAAUUGAUCAAAAUAACUGACCAAAUAACUGUGUGAACUCAGCCUUAUCUGACUAUUGGCUGAAAAUUUCAAACACAGCUGACUUCUUUUCAGAUGAUGGGCCGUCAUUGGUCAGCUAAGCUGAUUGUUCAUUCUGAAAGGGGUUGUGCCCUGCUAAGAUGUUUAUAUCCUAUCCGACUCCUAGCACCCCUGCCGAUCAGCUGUUUGACAUGAUAUUGAAGACCUAUACUGAGCAUCAAUAUCUUUGCACCCUUUAAGUUUCCCCUGACGAUUGAUCGUUUUGGUUGAAAUUGUCUGUAUUGAUCAACUUUAGACUAAUGUCUAUGGGUACCUUUAAGAAAACCAAAAAGAGAAAAAGGCAUUUAUGUUGGAGAAAAAAAAAAAGACCUGAUUUAUUUAGCGUGUGAGAAGUGUAGUUAAUCCCCAGUCUAGAGUAAAUUGUAUUGCACAAAUGAAAAGUCAUAAUUUGUAAGUGAAAAUAAACUAUGAUUCCAGAG